GGAGAGAAAAACUUAAUUUUGGUAUAAAACGGUUGAUCUUCUUCAAUUUAUUAACAGUAUCAAGACCAGCGUGGUCCAGAAGUGUAGUGUUUGGUUUAGUUUAGCGGAAAACUGCUGCGUCGACCAUCUAAGAUGAGGUCGUUAGCGCUAUUGGCAAUCUUUGGCUGCCUCUGUGCCACAUUAGUUCUAGCGGAUGAACCGGUCGCCGUGCGCGAGAAACGCAGUCCGGCUCCGUUCUUCUUCAACAAGGGCCAUGACGAUCACCACCACGAGCCGAAGUGCGUGUGGGAGAAGAAGCUAGCCUGGAAGGAGGACUGGAAGAAGGUCUGGGAAUCAAAGAAGAUCGAGGUUUGGAAGUCCGAAUGGAAGAAGCAGCAGAUUCCGGUCUGGAAGAAGGUCGAGGUCCCGAUCUGGCGAGAGGUUAAAGUGCCGGACUGGAAGAUCGUCAAGAAGCCGUACUGGAAGGAAACGGAGAUCCCCGCCUGGAAGGAGGUGCAGGUGCCCGACUGGAAGAAGGUAACGAAGCCGGUGUGGAAGGAGGUUCAGGUGCCGGUGUGGAAGGAAGUCGAGGUGCCCGAGUGGAAGCAGAUCUGGGUUCCGGAUACGGUGAAGGUUGGCAUCCCCGGCGAGAAGUACCUGGGCAAGGACGAGCACGGUUGGGAGUACACCAGCCACGAUCUGUGGAAGAAGAAGAUGGUGUGGAAGCCGGUGUGGAAGAAGGUGACCAAGACCGUGAAGAAGGAGGAAUGGAAGACCGAGAAGAAGCUGGAAUGGAAGGACGAGUGGGUUCAGGUAUGGCGCAAGGAGAAGCAGCAGAUCUGGGUGAAGAAGAAGGAGGAGGCGUGGAAGGAGGAGAAGAUCGAGAUCUGGCGCAUUGAGAAGAAGCAGGAGUGGGCUACCGAGAAGAAGCUGGAGUGGAAGGAUGAGUGGAAAGAGAUCAAGGUCCCAGCCUGGAAGGAAAUUCAAGUGCCCGCGUGGAAGAAGGUGUGGAAACCGGUAUGGGAGAAGGCGUGCGUCCCAGUCAGCCACGGAUGGCAUUAGUCGCUGUACCAUGUAGUGUGAAUUAGGUUGUUGUAAAAUUUAGUUAGUGUCUCUCGUAUUUUCUGCCUUUUUUGUUAGAAGUCAGUUCGAAGGUAUCCGGUAUGUGACGGACGGUGUGCGCGUGAGCGUCGUGGUUUAACUACCGUUGGCGUGCCCGGGAGAGUAAUUCGGGCGUUUCGUUGCGCAACCUCAAGCAGGUAUCGCUGACGACAGUUUAAAAGGUCUACGACUAUCUCUGUUUCUCGUCUCUCCAGUGUCUGUCAGUGUAAUUUUCCUCUUACAUUACGUCCAAAGAAACGCCUGAAGAAAGAGCGCGCGCUUAAGGCAAAGAGCACCCCACCGUCCUCGGGGUGCUCUCAUCUACUACUGACUAAUAUUGUUUUUAUGCGAAAAGUUACUUCCAUCAACAACCGCGAAGUGUGUGUGUGUGGCGCGGAUGGAUGCCAAAGUGGCGACGGUGAAUAGUAAGGCAGGUUAGGUACGCACCUUCGACUCAUCUUCGAGGUAACAGUUACCGCGAGCUUUUCUUUAUGUAAAUACCCCUCGGCUGGCUCAAUUAGCAGUGUAUUAUCUCACACUACUUCCCGCGCGCCAAAAUAUUUCAGUUUUCCUAAACCCCGCAGCCGCGCGCGCGGCGUAACCCGAUCAACCGCCGCGUCGCGUCGCGUCGCCGUAGCGCUACGCCACGCUGCUGUUCGAGAAAGACCGGAGAAUGCGAGCGAGAGACGUAAUCGCACUUCCUCUUUACGUCUGCGCCUACCACGUUGCGAUGUUUGUUUUCAGCGGAAAGCAAUCAAACCGUUUUUCUCGGUCAAUUUCUUACUCCGGUUACUUUGUUUUGUUUUAAUUUUUUUUUUCGGACGCAUCAAGUGCGCACAAUGCCCGCAAUUGGUCGCCCACUCUUGGUGUCGAUUGGGUAUUGUGUGUGCGGCGAGUGCGCGCGUGAAUGCGUGCGGCGUCCGAUAACAAUGGCCUAAUGAAGUUAUGCGCAGUGCUGCUGCUGCGGGUGUUUUGUGGGUUACUGAUGGCAAUUGGAUCGUCUGGCCUCAGCACAUCAGCUCGAUGUAAUUCGUUCCGAUUGGAUCAUCCGCCAGCGGAUUUGGAUCUGCAUGGGUGUGUCUUUGAUGAGUUGUGAGGGGUGUGAGGGUAAUUGGGUGUGAUCCAAGAGCAAACGGGGCUAAUUUGGGCGAGGUGAUUACAGGAGUUGGGUUUUACUGCAGCCGAGCGAUUGCAGGUGUUAUGUCAUUGCCACUUGUUUGAUUUGCGAGCUAACGUCUUCAAUGUGAAAAUUGCAAUCGAAAUUCACAACUUUGCUUCUUUAAAGGCACCGCAAAGUUAUUGGGAAACAAUUAAUCGAAGAAUUUCCGGAUCUACUGUUGAAAUCUGAGCACAAGUGGCAACACUGCCCAAGUAACAUUUUGAUGACCAAUUAUUAGUCUUGUGAGGCUUUAAGAACCGUCAUUAAACAUUAUACCUUUUAUUUUGGUUUCAUGAUGGUGCCAAGAACCUCUUCUAGUUUGUUUGACAAAAAAUGUUACUUGAGUGGUGUAAUCCUGGUUUUGAAAUGGUUCUGUUGACUAAUUUUGGUCCUUAAAACCGUCAUAAAACUUGAAAUGUGGAUAGCGAUGGCAUAGGACUCCACAGAUGUUUCGAAGUUUCUUUUGAAAAUUCCAACCUUGCAUCAUAUUUUUCAUGGCGUUUUUAAACUGAAGAUUAGAUUUCUCAAAGUUUUUUUUUCGAGCAGUUUAGUUUCAGAAACAUUUCUGAAUGAGUUUUCUCUGCUUUCGAUCUUCUUCAGUAUUUAAGAGAUUUUUCUUAGCUACCAGAAUCUGCAAAACGCUGCUGAUCAGCCAGAACACAGAUAAUUGGAAUUCCUGCUGGAUCGUUUAGGACUUUCUUAAUUUCUUCCGAAAUUCCGAUGAAAAUUCUUAAAAAAAAGAUCAAAAUUUCCGAAUGAACUUGAGGUUUUCUUGAGAAGUCUGUGAAAUGCAAAUGAAAUUUGAAUUUAAUGACCGGAAUCCAUCACAACGCUGUAGUUUUCACAGCUAGUAUGAAGGUAUAUCAGUUUCCAAAAUGUAUUUGACAAUUAAUUGCGGAAUUCUGAAAAAUGCCCUCAACAUGCUAUGAAAACAUGAGAUUUCUGCCAAAAUGUUUGCAAUGCAUCUAAAAUUCAUGUGCACUGAGUUGAUUUCCUUAAAAUCUACUAAAACAAAGCAGUAACCGCUAGUUUCCACACUUCUGGUGUUUUUUCUAAAAUUUACAUAAAAAAAAUCGAAAACGAUGGUUAAACUUUCGAAGUCCUAUAAAAUUAAUUUAUUUUCUUUGGGAACUUCACUAGGAAUUCCAUUGUAGUCCUCAUGGUUAUCUGUCUAGGUUCUUUUUAAUGCUGCAACCAUGUGCUGGUAGAAACUCCGAAGAGUUUUUAAUGUUCCAGACAGUUUUGUCGAAACUUGACUGCGGUUUAUGCAGCAAUAUCAAAUUCCAAGAUUUUAUAAAAUUUUCUUUUAGGUUUUAUGACAGUUUUCAAAUCCUCUUCAAAACGAAUUGGGCUACAAAUUGUUGUUUGGGUUGCGAUAACAUGUACACAUUCUUCUGGUCCAUUGCCUGGAUAUUUUCAAGGUUUCAAAAUAGUUGCAACGACCAAAAUUAGGUUACACAACUUCUAUAAAACCUUGUUAAAACUGUUUGCGAGUUUCAGAGCAAUCCAAAGAUUUGAAAUGGAGCACUUCAUUCGUGAGAUAUUAUCCUAAUAAUCGCUGACAGUAGGAACUUCAAUUGGCGAUUCACUGAGACUUAGAAGGCAGUGUUGCCAAAAUUCAGCCACCUAUUCCAUCGGACGCCAAUUCACCCAAAACUCUCAUAAAACCUCCUCCUAAAUAAAUCCAAAAUGUUCAAACUCAACUCAAAUCACUUUGAUAUACCUCAUUUUGAACAAUUUUACAUAAUGUGACCCAAAUUCCCAUCCGAUCGCGUAUCGAAACCCCAGAUUCCACCGCGUAGGUGACGAAUUCCACCAAACAAUAACCCGCUUGCCCAGCUUCCCAUGCCAUAUUCGAUCAAUCGACAAAGAAAGCUCGUUAAAAUUAACCGUUUUCCACAUCGCUUGCGCGUGUUCCUCCCCUCACAGAGGAAAAGUGCUUCGUAAUCCCUUCAACAUCACACGGCGGACGUCAAACGUGUCAAUCGACCAUUUUUGGAAAAUCCAAUUUUUGGGACCCAUUGCAUUUAUUUGUAUCACACUGAGGGUCCCAACCAACCAACCAACCUCUCGAAGAACCUCGAAGGGGUCACGUACGCACGCACACACCACUGGCAUACAGACCAUGUUUCCCAUGCCCCUGCGCGCCGCUCGCCACCUCUGCCUCGACGAUGACGCCAUUGUCUGUCUAUACCAAGGGGUGGCGACUGGAAAGGGGGCAUCAGGUGAAAACUGAGUCAUGUUAUGAGCGGUGAAAUAAUUCCGCGAAAAGCGAUGAUGGAAUGAAAGGGAAGCUGCCGCAGCUAGCUCUUUUAAUUCACUCUCACUGCUCUGUGUUGGCAGCUGGUAAAACCGGCCGCGCGCGAUUCGCCACAAAUUGGGUACACACAAAAUCCGGAAGCAUCUCCGCGUUGCGGAACCAAAACAUGAACCGGAGUGAGCGGGUGGGCUGGUUGGCUGCUGGCUGACUGCGGCUUCACCAUAUCGGUGAAUCUGAUGAAGCUACGAGGCGGAAAAAAUGGGUGGAAAAUCGCAGCCUCCUCGCUGGUAUGGAAGACCUCUAAAACCGAAAGUGACGCGGGUCCUAAGAGGUUACAUUAGUAGGUGAUGCGUGCCUUUUGGAAAGGAAAUGGCUUGCCACAGUUGACGUUCGAUGAUUGGAACUCAUCUAAACUGUUUGUUUUAUAGGUGAAACAGUUUGCACGGAAAAGUGCGCUGCUUUGCACUGGUGGUGCAACAACUCGCAUUAAUAGUUGCACUAUCUUGCACCGAUUGGUGCACCACCGAUUAUCAUCGAUUUCCAGACGUUUGACGUCUGUCAUUCGUUAAAGUUACCAAAACCGAAACUCCCAAGGUGCAAUGUUACCAUGUUCCAACUAUCGAACGUCUACUGUAUCCACCAACCGUUUGGCAUCCCGUCCAUACGCAAUCAAAAUCUAGUUUUUCGCAUCACCACCGGAGAAAAACGAAAGUGGAGUAACGCUGAUUUAUCGUUUAUUUUUGUAUAUUUUCAUACAACAAGCAAAUGAUAAAUAAUGUAUUUAACCAACGAAACGUGGAGAAACCCCGUCUGAUGUAUCACACACACUCACUUUUACUCUUAUGAUUUAUGUUUUAUAUUGAUUAUUAACAAAUUUCCUUACGACACUGUCGUUUUUCGUUCACUUUGUUUUUUUUAGUAUUUUGUUUUUUCUCGAAGACGACUUAAAUUUUGCGAGCGAAGAUUGUUAAAACUAAAAAAAGAAAAUGUACAUAUUAAACGUAAUGAGUUAAUUAAUGUUGUAAAUAGGUUUUCCAGAAAAAAAAACAUUGCGAACAAGUCAUAAAUAAACAAAACUGAAUGAAAAAACUAAAAACAAACAAAA
This is a messenger RNA of Aedes albopictus (Asian tiger mosquito), 5604 nucleotides long. Its product is annotated as golgin subfamily A member 6-like protein 25. NCBI's taxonomy places the organism in Eukaryota, Metazoa, Arthropoda, Insecta, Diptera, Culicidae. The coding region runs from base 133 to 1041 and encodes 302 amino acids. The record is from RefSeq and is a predicted model, not a curated record. The transcript has 2 exons.